AAUAAGAGAGAGAGUGAGAGUGAGUUUCUUAUCCGUUAUCCGUUAUCAAUGAUUUUGGCAGUGUCGGCGUUGGGAAGAUGGAGGAUCAGCAAUAGCGAAAUGUUUAUGGUUGAGGGUGCUGCCUAUAAUUUCGGAAUCGGAAUGCGAAGUGCCAGAGUGUGGAACGGCGCGAGCCGGAGUGAGCUGGCCGGAGUCGUCGGAGUGAGGUUUGAUGGACCGGUGCCCCUAAACGGCGACGUUCUGGAGAAGGAAGUGCUCUUCGAGCAGUGCGUGACGCGGACUCUAUCUCCGGCGUUGACGUUGGAGGAGGGGCUCGAGAAAUUGAAGGACGCUCUCCACACGUUGAAGUUGCAGAGGCCUCCUUCCUCUACCGGAUUCCUCCGAUUUCAGGUCGCAGUUCCUCCUGGUUCCAAGGCCUUAGCUCUCUUCUGCUCUCAACCCCUCUCCUCCUCCGUCUUCCCUCUCGCUUACCUUUCCAAGCACAAUGCUGAUCCUAAGUCGCUCUACGUCAACGGAGCCCGCGGCGUUUGUGCCAUCGGUGCCGCUGUUUCCUUUCUCCCUCCAACCUCAAACCACCGCUCUUCCGUCAAUAGAUAUGUGUCAUCUGACUCCGCCGAUGUAGUGGCCUAUGGUUUUAUGGAUGUUAAUUUGGAUGAUGGUAAUGUGAGUCACCAGGAAGGAUCUUUUUGGUUUUUCAUCCCUCAGAUUGAGUUGGAUGAGCUGGAAAGUGUUUCCGUUCUGACCAUGUCCCUUGCAUGGGAUGAAUUUUCCCAGUCUACUUUUCAAGAAGCCUAUUAUUUGCUUGAAGUUUCUCUAGACCAGGUUAUGUGUCAUGUUUGGUCCACUAUCAACAAAGGGAAAUCCAAAUGUACUAGAGGUGCUCUCAGAAAACUAAAUUUGGUUGAAGAUAGAUCCAUUCCAAGGGUCUACAUGAACACUAUUGCACCGGGAGGAAGAGAAUGUUUGAGUGAGAUCAUGGAACUGAGAGAGUCUCCGUCUUGCAGUCAAUUUUGUUUAAGGCUAUCAGCAACCCUUGCUGUUUCAAACAAUAUGUUGGAUCGUGCCAAUGAAUUAUCGCACUCACUGAAAGAAAGUGCUAACAUUAAUGCUGUUUGGGCAUCACUUAUUGUUGAAGAGUGCACAAGACUUGGUUUGAUGUAUUUCUGUAUUGCUCCUGGAUCUAGAUCUUCCCCUCUUGCUGUUGCUGCUGCAAGUCACAAAUUAGUCACUUGUAUUUCAUGCUUUGAUGAGCGUUCACUUGCAUUUCAUGCUGUUGGAUAUGGAAGAGGAUCUCACAUUCCAGCAGUAGUCAUAACAUCAUCAGGCACAGCAGUUUCUAACCUUCUUCCAGCUGUUGUGGAGGCAAGUCAAGAUUUUGUGCCUCUUAUUUUACUUACUGCAGAUCGACCUCCAGAGCUUUUGGAUUGUGGGGCAAACCAAGCAAUUGAUCAGGUGAACCAUUUUGGUUCUUUCGUGAGAUUUUUCUUUAAUCUCCCUGCACCCACAGAUCAAAUUCCUGCAAAGAUGGUGCUCACGACUCUUGAUUCUGCUGUACAUAGGUCAACUUCUUCACCAUGUGGUCCAGUACAUAUCAACUGCCCUUUUAGAGAGCCUUUAGAAAGCAGUCCCUGUAAAUGGUUGUCUAGCUGUUUGACAGGGUUAGAUUUCUGGAUGAGUAAUGCUGAACCAUUUACCAAAUAUAUUCAUAUGCAAUUGUCUCAUACUAGUACAAAUGUGCCCGGUGAAAUGUCUGAAGUCUUGGAUCUGAUUCAAAAGUCCAAGAAUAGUCUUCUACUAUUUGGUGCAAUCCACACAGAAGAUGAGAUGUGGGCUGCUCUGCUUUUGGCUAAACACCUUCACUGGCCUGUUGUAGCAGAUAUCUUGUCAGGGUUGCGGUUGAGAACUCUUUUAAGUUCUUUUCCUGAUAUUGAAAGAAAUUUUAUAUUUGUUGAUAAUCUUGAUCAAGCUCUUCUCUCAGAUACUGUCAAGGGCUGGUUAGAGGUUGAUGUGGUUAUUCAGAUAGGAAGCAGGCUAACAAGCAAACGAGUCUGCCAAAUUCUUGAGGAUCGUGCUCCUUUUUCAUAUAUUAUGGUUGACAAACAUCCUCAUCGGCAUGAUCCAUCACAUAUUAUAACUCAUCGUAUACAAACUUCAAUUUUUGAAUUCGUGGGCUGUUUACUUAAGGCUUCAAUUUCAAAUACUAGGAGCAUGUGGGGCAUUUCCCUACAACUGUUGAGUAAAAUGGUUGAGUGGGAGAUAAAAUUUCAAAUUACUGCAGAAUGCUCCCUUACUGAGCCUUAUGUUGCACAUGUGAUAUCAGAUGCUCUUUCCUCCGAGUCUGCUCUAUUUCUUGGUAACAGUAUGCCUAUUCGGGAUGCAAAUUUAUAUGGAUGCAGUUGGUCUAUAUGCAAUCAAAGUGUUUCAUCACUAAUGUUAAAUUCCGACCUACCAAUUAACUUGACAAGAGUGGCUGCUAACAGGGGUGCUAGUGGUAUAGAUGGGUUGCUUAGCACAGCCAUUGGUUUUGCUGCAGGAUGCAACAAAAAGGUGUUGUGUGUAGUUGGAGAUAUUUCUUUAUUGCAUGAUACAAAUGGCUUGGCAAUUUUGAACCAGCGGAAACUGCGGAAACCGAUGACAAUUCUUGUGGUUAAUAAUCACGGAGGAGCAAUUUUCAGUAAUCUUCCCUUGGCAGAUAAAGUUGAAACAUCCAUAAUGCAUCAAUACUUCUAUACCUCUCACAACAUUUCAAUACGUGAACUAUGCAUGGCACAUGGCAUCAAACAUUUACAUGUGAUGACAAAGGAAGAACUUAAGGAAGCUUUGUGUGUAGCUCAACAUGAACAAAUGGACUGUAUGAUUGAAAUUGAGAGUUCCAUUGACGCCAAUGCCAGUUUUCACAGCAUUUUGAAGAAAUUUGCACUCCAAACAGUUCAACACACCAUGAAUUAUCUCUCAUGGGUUUUCAAUGAAGGCUCUAUACAUGAUGAGUUUUGUUUAUACAAAAUUUGUAAAAUCCAAUGUUCUAAAUAUAGAAUUGCACUUAAAGCUCCACCAACAUCAACAUUUGUGGUUGAUAGCUGUAAGGAAUUCUACAAAGAAGGAUUUAUUCUAUCCUUAGAGCUUGAAGAUGGAAGUGUUGGAUAUGGUGAGGUUGCACCUAUUGGCAUCCACAGGGAAAAUCUGCUAGAUGCUGAAUACCAACUUAGGUUUCUUAUCCAUGUUAUGGAACAUGUUGAUGUUAGUUGCUUCCUGUCUCUAUUGAGGGGUUCAUUUUCACAUUGGAUAUGGCAUGAGUUGGGCAUCAUGCCAUCUUUUAUUUUUCCAAGUGUAAGAUGUGGUUUGGAAAUGGCUAUCCUCAAUGCCAUUGCUAAUGCAAAAGGCUCCAACAUUCUGAACAUACUCCAUCCCUCAAUAAAUGAGAACAAUUGUGAAACGUCAUUAAAUGUUCAGAUUUGUGCAUUAAUUGAUUCAAAUGGAUCUCCAACUGAAGUUGCUAAUGCUGCUGCCAAACUAAUUGAGGAAGGAUUUUCUGCAAUUAAGCUGAAGGUAGCACGCAGGGGUGAUCCAAUGCUUGAUGCAGCAAUAAUACAAGAGGUGAGAAAGAAAGUUGGUUGCCAGGUUAUCAUCCGUGCAGAUGCUAAUCGAAGCUGGACUUAUGAAGAAGCUAUGAAAUUCAGCUCUUUGGUUAAGGAUUGUAACCUACAGUAUAUUGAGGAGCCUGUUCAGGAUGAAGAUAAUAUUCUCAAGUUUUGUGAAGAAAGUGGCUUAUCUAUUGCCCUAGAUGAAACCAUAGAUAACAUGCAAGAAAAUCCCAUGGAAAAGCUAGUGAAGUUUACUCAUCCAGCAAUAGCUGCAGUCGUUAUUAAACCGAGUGUUGUUGGUGGAUUUGAGAAUGCGGCAUUAAUUGCUCAAUGGGCCUACCAUAUGGGGAAGAUGGUCGUUGUAAGUGCUGCAUUUGAAAGCAGUCUUAGUCUUUCUGCAUAUACUCAGUUUUCUAGUUAUCUUGAAAUGCUGAGUUUAGGUACAUUCAAAGUGUUAGAUAAUGUGGCAGCACCUGCUGUAGCACAUGGUCUCGGAACCUACCGUUGGCUUAAGGAAGAUGUAACACCAAAUCCUCUUUUUAUUUAUCGUAAUCCAAAAAGUGGUUUUGUUGAAGCGUCCGUGGAAGAUGCUAGUCGAUUGGUCCGUGAUUUUCAAGUCAACAAAAAAGUUGUCUCAUACGUUAUUGUUGAGGAGGAAGUUCGUCAGUACCAAUGUAGAAUAGAGCUUAACAAUGUAUCUUGUUCUUUUGAAGUUCGCGAGACUGGCCUUCAAACAAAUGAUAACGUGCUGGUAUUUCUUCAUGGAUUUCUUGGAACUGGUGAAGACUGGAUUAAUAUCAUGAAGACCUUUUCUGGAUCAGCAAAGUGCAUUUCUGUUGACCUUCCUGGUCAUGGAAAAUCAAUACUACAUGGCUUAGAGGGUGUUGGUGAGGAACCAUGGCUGUCAUUGGAGACAGUUGCUGAUAUAUUGCAUGAAUUAGUUCACCACAUAGCUCCAGGAAAGGUUACACUAGUCGGGUACUCAAUGGGCGCAAGGAUUGCAUUGUUUAUGGCUCUCAAAUUUGGCACCAAGAUAAAGGGUGCCAUAUUAAUAUCUGGAAGCCCUGGAUUAAAUGAUAAAUUAUCAAGAAAAAUUCGUGCGGCUAAAGAUGAUUCUAGAGCAUCCACAGUCAUUACACAUGGCUUACAACUUUUUGUCAGUUCCUGGUAUGCUGGAGAGUUGUGGAAAAGCUUACGAAGUCAUCCCCAUUCCAGUCGAAUUAUUGCUAGUCGCUUGCAGCAUGAUGACGUGCAGAGUCUUGCACAGAUGCUGUCUGGAUUAAGCAUAGGAAGGCAUCUGUGCUUUAAAUACAUCAGUAGUUGCAAUAAAGUUUCUAUGUUGGAGAUAGGGGUGGUCAAUACAAACAAAUUGGGAAAUGGGAUACAUGGGAUACCUUACACAUGAUUUCUAUUGCCUUUCCUCGUGGACAUUUAUCUAUAGUUCUGAUGACUCUAUUUGCUAUGGGUCCUAAGUGGACUCUUCCAUUUUAUAUUUUUUUCCAAAGAAUUCAUUUUUAUCUCCCUAUGUAUUGUCAUGAUUAACCUCUUUCAUGUACUGUAGAAACACAAGGGAUAAUGACUAUAAGACCUAGCGACACCAAGGGUGAUAACACUUAUACCCGUUUUUAUUUGAGGAGUAAAUGUUGAAAUAUGGGUGUAAAUAUUGCACAUUUAGUGAACAAUAAAUAAAGAUUGAUUGGAUGAUAAAUAUAGAUUUGUUUGUAAGAAAUCCCUAUAAUUAAGGCAUUAGGAGUUUAUUUGGUAGGUUUGGUCCAAAUUUAGAGUCUUUAAGUCUGGAGAUUUAUUUCCCUUUAUUAGGAUUUCGUUUUUCCUUUAAAUACCAAUUUAUUCUUUUUUUUAGAUCAAGAAAAUUAAUUCCGUAAUUAUUGCUUAGUGUUGAAAACAGAAGUAGGAUGCUGGAAAUAAUUAUUCUCACGUUCAUACUUUUGAAACAAUACAUAGGUGUUUAAAAAACAAAACAUGGUCUAAUUAAGGUAAAAAAUCUCCUGAAAUAAAGUCUCUAAAUCAGAAGAUAUCUAUCCAAUAAUACCUAAUCUUAAUGAAAGGAAAUCUGCCUAAUAAUUACUAAUCCUAAUUCCUUAAUUUUAGGGAUUACACAUAAUUGCCAUAUUAAUUGUAAUAUUUAUUGCUUAAUAAAUUCACAUAUUCUGACACUUAAUGCCUACGAUUUUUUUCAUAUUGUAUUAGAGUCAUUAAGAGCUUAUCCUAAUCAAGUUAUUUGGGGCUAUUAUGUCACCGCCAUCCAACUCUUUUUUUUAUCUUUUUUUUAGAUCACCCUCUAAUAUCUAAUCAUAUCCUCAAGAUGUUUAUUUCUUGGUGUGAGGGACUAUGUUGAGAUCUAACAUCAACUACGAAUAAGACUAAAUUAUAGUUGUUGUAAUUAGAGGAAAUAUUUAUAGAAUCUUCUCGAUUAGAGUGUUUAUGUCUGGAGAUUUAUUUUAUUUAAUUUAGGAAAUUUAUUUCCUUUUAUCAGGAUUUCAUUUUUCCUUUAAAUACCAAUGUAUUGUUUUUUUUUAGAUCAUGAAUAGUAGUUCAAUAAUUAUUGCUUAGUGCCUACACUUUUUUUCACAACUGAAAACUAACAAUCUACACCGUUGUCAAACUAACAAGUGUAACUAUGUCUGGCUAUAUCACAGUUAUCAAACAGGGAUAGAUGUAACUAGUUACAAUUAUAACAGAAGCUUAUUAUACUAUAACAAAAUGGAAAAUCAUGUAUUUUAGGGGAUUGAAUAUAUGUAUGGUUGUGAGAGAAAGACAAUUAUAUGAAUCGUUAAUUUGUAUUAUCUACACCACUUAAUUUAUAUAUUUGAAUGAUACACUGUAAUCAUUUAACUUAAAAUUUCUCGUUACCUGAGA
Molecule: messenger RNA, 6458 nt
Organism: Vigna radiata var. radiata (mung bean)
Lineage: Eukaryota; Viridiplantae; Streptophyta; Magnoliopsida; Fabales; Fabaceae
Product: protein PHYLLO, chloroplastic
Exons: 26
Coding region: 49-4986 (1645 amino acids)
Biological process (GO): amino acid catabolic process; menaquinone biosynthetic process
Molecular function (GO): 2-succinyl-6-hydroxy-2,4-cyclohexadiene-1-carboxylate synthase activity; thiamine pyrophosphate binding; 2-succinyl-5-enolpyruvyl-6-hydroxy-3-cyclohexene-1-carboxylic-acid synthase activity
Source: RefSeq, a predicted model, not a curated record